Molecule: messenger RNA, 1454 nt
Organism: Ipomoea triloba (trilobed morning glory)
Lineage: Eukaryota; Viridiplantae; Streptophyta; Magnoliopsida; Solanales; Convolvulaceae
Product: gibberellin 2-beta-dioxygenase-like
Exons: 3
Coding region: 196-1233 (345 amino acids)
Biological process (GO): response to light stimulus; gibberellin catabolic process
Source: RefSeq, a predicted model, not a curated record
UAUGCCAGAUGUCUUCUUCUCACUAUAGUUUCUAACGCCUCUCUCAGCUUUCUCAUGCAUUACCAUUUCUCCAUUUAAACUCCGUUUUUUCCUUCUCAAACUUCAUCCACACUUUCCCUUCCAAAACCCCAAUCUUAAAAUCUGCUAAUUAAGAAAUUACAACGUUGUUAGUUUCCCUCUGUUUUUCCGGUAGCCAUGGUGGUUUUGUCUCAGCCAAUUCUUGAGGAUUUCCCGGUGCUGAAAGCUUGUAAAUCCAACACGGCGUCGUUCGGCGGGAUUCCGGUGAUAGAUCUUCUGGACCCGGAGGCUAAAACCCAGAUUGUGAAGGCUUGCCAGGAGUUUGGGUUCUUUAAGGUGGUCAACCAUGGAGUUCCCAUGGAGGCCAUGGCUAAAUUGGAAAGUGAAGCUGUGAAAUUCUUUGGUUUGCCCCAGCAUGAGAAGGACAAAGCUGGACCCCCCACCCCCUAUGGCUAUGGGAAUAGGAGGAUUGGGUCCAAUGGCGAUGUGGGUUGGAUUGAGUACCUCCUAUUCACCACUAACCCUGAACUCAUUUCCCAGAAACCCAUUACCAUUCCUGGCAAUUCUGACCUUUUUUGGGGGCUUGUGAAUGAGUAUACUGAGGCUGUGAAGAACAUGACCUGUGAAUUACUGGAGAUGAUGGCUGAGGGGUUGAAGAUUGGGCCAAAAAAUGUGCUGAGCAGGCUGAUCAGGGAUGAGAAAAGUGACUGUUGCUUCAGGGUAAACCACUAUCCACCAUGCCCAGAGCUCCAAGCAUUGAGUGGCAGAAAUCUGAUUGGUUUUGGAGAGCACACAGACCCACAAGUGAUCUCUGUUGUCAGGUCCAAUGACACCACAGGCCUGCAAAUCUCCCUCAAAGAUGGCACUUGGGUCUCUGUCCCCCCUGACCAGUACUCUUUCUUCAUCAAUGUUGGUGACUCCCUGCAGGUGAUGACUAAUGGGAGGUUUAGGAGUGUGAAGCACAGGGUGCUGGCAGACAGCCUGAAGGCCAGGGUGUCGAUGAUAUACUUUGGAGGUCCACCUUUGAGUGCAAAGAUUGCAGCUUUAUCUUCCCUUAUGGAAGAAGGGGAAGAGAGUCUGUACAAUGAAUUCACAUGGCAUGAAUACAAGAAGUCUGCUUACAAGACAAAGUUGGCUGACAACAGGCUUUCCCUGUUUGAGAAGAACAACAAAUCCCUAUCCCUGCAUUGUAAUAACCCAACUUCUGUUAAUUAGAAAACAUAAUGUAUAAGUUUUUAGAUUUCGCUAUAUAUCAAUAUAUAUGCAGGGGGGAUUUCCAGAUUUUUUCUGGGAAUUUUUACCCCAGACCCUGUCUGCAAGACAUGGCUAGUUAUAUAUGUAAAAGCUAUCCACCAUGUAUAUAGGUAUUUCGGUUCCUAUGUACUAUAUAAUACAUAGUAUUGUAUUUAGUAAAACCCAAAGAAAGAUUAUAGUUA